This is a messenger RNA of Meloidogyne enterolobii, 349 nucleotides long. The record is from the annotation of a GenBank genome assembly. NCBI's taxonomy places the organism in Eukaryota, Metazoa, Nematoda, Chromadorea, Rhabditida, Meloidogynidae.
UCAAAGUCCUAUAUUAAGGCCCGGAUCGGGUUCAACGCCCAAACGUCUUAAUCCAGCCCCAAAUCCUUCCCUCAUUCCCUCUCUCUGGUCUGUUGCCCAUGCCCACCUUUUUUUUAACAAAAUGGCCUCGAACUGGUUUGCCUUCUCCUCGUUAAGAAGGGUUUCCUUCCUUCAUCUUUUCUCAUCCAUUUCUUCAUCCCCUCAAUUUUUUCUUAAAAAGUGUCUUCCUCUCCUCGUUUUCCCUCACCUCAAAACGCUUCAAUUAAUUUUUGCCUGUACAACGUCCAUCCAGUACAAAAAAACUAAACGAGCUACAAGAACAAACAAUGAAAAAUACGAUUUGUGGUGA